Ciona intestinalis (vase tunicate) is the source of this 3851-nucleotide messenger RNA. Lineage: Eukaryota; Metazoa; Chordata; Ascidiacea; Phlebobranchia; Cionidae. The record is from RefSeq and is a predicted model, not a curated record.
GUCUGCUAGAUAUCGCCGAGAUAGACGUUUAUAAUCGAAACGGCUGUUUCAGUUGGCAAAAAAAUAGUUUGUGCAUUAAAUUUAUAUAUAUACUGCCGACUGUUUUAGUAUAAUGUUAAAGGUAGGCACAGAAAUAUAUGAAUAAAUAUGCUUUUCCCAGUAUAAUAUUUCGCUGCCACUUCCUUGUUUGACCUGCGUGUGUGGGCCUUUUUCUUUAGUCUCAGUUGCGCAUGCUGCAUGCUGUUUUCAGUUCAUUCUGCCACUGGUGCUGUGUUGUUAACGUCCUAUGAGCUUCGAGGAAAUUCUGCAAAAUAUAAAUAAACUCUUGUUACAGUUUUUGUUGUUUUAAAACGGUUUGGGUUGGCAAUGUUUUACUACUAUUGAGUUGUACGUCGCAUGUAUAUAAAACUUAACAUUACUAAUUAGUUCAGAUUUUUGGUUAAUGCUGUGGUUAAUAUUUGUGUAAGCUAUCAUUUUUUACUGUUAAAGUGUCCCAAGAUUAAAACGGCAAGUACUUCAGACCAAUAGUUGUAAACAAAUUAUUAAUCUGUGCAGUUUUGUGGAAUGCUAUCCAGUAUGAACAACAACAUGUCUUUGUGUGGUCCUGGUUCAUUAGUUGAUUCUCUGAACAUGAACAGUGUGAGCAAUCAUGUUUUGGGAAGUCUCGGAACUUCACAACUUUCAUCUUCCGUGACUUCAAGUCUCUUGUCAAACUCCUCUUGUUCUCCAGUCUCUUCCUAUUCAGGUCUUAACUCCAGCACGAAUGUGAACAACAAUUUGACCAACAGCAACUUAAAUACACUACCAUCCAUGGAUGAAUCCAAAACCAACCUCAUUAUAAAUUACUUGCCACAAGCCAUGACCCAGGAAGACUUAAGAAACCUUUUCAGCUCGAUUGGAGAACUUGAGUCUUGUAAACUAAUUCGUGACAAAUUGACAGGCCAGAGUCUUGGAUAUGGUUUUGUGAAUUAUGUCAAAGCUGCUGAUGCUGAAAAAGCAAUUAAUUCAUUAAAUGGACUUCGAAUGCAGCAAAAAACAAUAAAGGUUUCAUUUGCUCGACCAAGUACCCCUCUUAUAAAGGAUGCCAAUCUCUAUGUAAGUGGUUUGCCUAAGUCGAUGACACAGGAAGAUUUGCAAAGAAUUUUUCACCCAUUUGGUCGAAUUAUAACUUCGCGAAUACUUGUCGAACCCAGUACAGGCAUGUCAAGAGGCGUUGGCUUCGUCCGUUUUGACAAGCGACCUGAAGCAGAAAACGCGAUUAGUGCUUUAAACGGGACAAUUCCUGCUGGUGCUAAGGACCCAGUUACUGUUAAGUUCGCCAACAACCCUUCACAAAAGAACCAGCAAGUUUUACAGUCGCUAUAUGCUGCUGCAUCACCCACUCGUAGGCUUGCUACACCUGCUGCUGGACCUUUAUAUCAUCAAGCACGAAACUUUAGAGCAAGUCCAUACCCAGAAGUACGUGCUGCUUCCCUUGUAGCAGCCAGCAGUUUACAAGCGGCUCCUACCCUUCAACUUGCCCCAGCAGCUACUGAUUAUGCCUUUCCACAAGUUCUACCCGCUGGUUUUACAACAUUAGACUCGUUAUCUGGAAUGUCGAGCAUACCUGGUCUUACACUGAUGCCAGCACCUGCAACUGCUCUCACACAACUGCAACCCCGUACAAUUCCAACUUCAUACACUCAAUUUCUGCCACAAGGACUUGGCUCGUUAACCCCUCUUACCCCACUUCCUGUACAAACUUCUCAAGCUGCAACUCUGACUAUGGCUGCCGCCCCUACGGCCUCUGGAUCAGUUGGUGUCCUCACGGCUGCACAGGUAGCUCCUAAAACCACCACCGCACUUGCAGCAGAUGUUGCGGCCUCCUCCACAGCACAAGCAACACCCUCAUCCAGCACAGCACAAACUUCUUGCCCGAACGAAUCUAGGUACUCCCCCAUCACCCCUGAACUCCUGACCUCUAUGGGCAUGCCGAGCACAGCUCCAUCUGCUUCAUCCUCCACCGUUGCUCCAAAUUUUGGAAUCUGCAUCUUUGUCUACAAUCUUGCUCCUGAAACGGAUGAAAAUAUCCUCUGGCAAUUGUUUGGACCGUUCGGAGCCGUAACGAGCGUUAAGGUUAUACGCGACUAUCAAACCCAAAAGUGCAAGGGCUACGGCUUUGUCACCAUGACCAACUACGAAGAGGCGUUUAUUGCCGUGUGCAGUUUGAACGGCUACAAGCUGGGCGACCGCGUCCUCCAGGUGUCGUUUAAAACGGCAACGUCCAGACUAAAAUUCAUGCAUUGAACCCUACGAGGCCACAGAUCCGCAAAGUUCCGUUCGUAUGAUUUCCCUCUGUUGCUCGAGACGUUUUUGUUUUGGUCGGUCCGCCAAGCGGUCGUCCCAAUAAUGUUUACGUAUAUGUUUGUCCCUCUGUUGUAUAGUUUGAUAUUCAUUUGACUUAACCCUGCGCGAACGUCCGUACCGUACGCUUACUAGUUCGUAUAUUUGCAUUAAGCAUAUAUGUUAUGCCCGCUCUGUCUGUGUCACGUCGUCAUCCCCAAACGGUCCCUUAAUCAAAUCUCAAUUGAUCCUGAUCCAUCCUACUUUAUCUCCUAUAUCGACCACCUAUAUGCCCGCGCUAAACCCUUUAAACUUCGUUUCCAUCCACUAAUGGAAAAGCGGACAUGAAACAGCGGCGGUUUCGAUUUGCAAAGCAAACUCGACUUUGCCGCCGAUCACCUAUCGAUCCUCGUAACCAAAUUUAUAAUUAGUUUAUCCGUCCCCCCGGCACCUCAUCCCAUACCCUCACAUUUUAGCGCCAAAGUCCCAUUAUGUGAUUACGUGGUCGUCUAUCUAAGUUUGAUUCCCCAUACGUUCCGUCUCAUACUUAAUUCGGAUCAGUUCACUUUAUCCCACCCACAACCGCGCGAUUUGUCGCAGCGUGCGUCAUUUUACCCCACCCCGAUUAACCUUUACUUUUACUCGAACUUUUACACCCCCUUCGAUUUUAAAACCUUUUAACCCUACCCCGCCUUUUACACCCAAACGACGUGACCAGGCCUCAAGAGCAUUCCACGUACUUAUACAACAUAUACAUGUUGUGUGUUACCGUUGUGCUGACAAUCUUACUGUGAACUCUCUUCCAAUUAUACACAUUCCUUGCCCAAGUACAACCUAUAGAACACAAAGCAAUACUGCGCAUAUAGCAUGUGUACCGUGCAAUAUAUAUCCAGUUCCAAGCAUGCAUGAGUAUCUACGUUGUGCUCGCCUUUGUUCCUUUUACUCCGUGCUUUCUUUACCCAGAGAUUUUCGUUCUGUUUUUGUUCCUAUUUUUCGUUCAUCUGUCACAAAGUAGUCCUUUAAAUAUGAGCACAAAAGUGUUGUCAAAAUUGCCAGCAUUAACUGUGAAAGAAACCUAUCAGGUCCUGCCUUACAAUACGACUGUGCUGUUCCACAAUCCGUUGAUUCCAAUGUUCCAAUAUUUCCAACAGCACAAAAAUCCCUUCAGUUAAUUCGCGCGUUAAAAACGAUCGAAUUUUUAAAUGCCUAUGUUUAAUGCAUUUCCAUUACAGCAAUUCUGCAUCUUGUGUCUUAACAAUUUUAUUUCAGUCUUGCUCGAUUUUGUUACUUGGACUAUUUAUUUUCAUUUUUCGUUUUCUUUCCCUAAGGCGUUUUGGUUACACAUAUCCUUUUUUGCAUUGCUAACAUACAUAACCUUUUGCGUUGUUUUCAACCCAGUAUAACAUUAAUAUCGUGUAUGGCGUUACUUUACGAUCGCCUUUCUGUUGUCUAACACCUGUGUUCUUUCGGUAUCUGAUUAAUUCACUGGUAACGUUACUGCCACAUUAAACUUUUUGUUGUAACUGCCA